Molecule: messenger RNA, 561 nt
Organism: Caenorhabditis briggsae
Lineage: Eukaryota; Metazoa; Nematoda; Chromadorea; Rhabditida; Rhabditidae
Exons: 2
Coding region: 1-561 (186 amino acids)
Biological process (GO): double-strand break repair via homologous recombination; response to ionizing radiation; mitotic cell cycle checkpoint signaling
Cellular component (GO): SOSS complex
Molecular function (GO): DNA binding
Source: RefSeq, a predicted model, not a curated record
AUGGCGAAUCAAGAAAUCACACUGAACCAUCUCGUUCCAUAUAUGAAAAAUAUAAAUUGCACAGUGAUAGUGCUAGAUGGAGGUUUUUCAGAAUUUUCCGUUUUUCGUUUUGUGAUAUUGAUGUUUUCAGGAGCAUAUAAACCAACAGCACACGGUUCAGUUUAUACUCUUCGCGUAGCUGAUAUCAGUGGCUCGAUAAAUGCCACAAUCAUGUAUCCAGACUAUACCGAGCGGUUCGAUCCUGGGGAUAUUCUCAAAAUCAAAAACGCCUCCGGAGUGGUUCAUCAAAGUCGUCUUCAAUUGGGAGUCAACUAUCGAAUGAACGGAGAAUGCAAGAAGAGCGGAGAGUUUUGUAUGAUCUUCAACGAGUUGCCAAACUUCAGUGACAGAGUGCUUCCGGAGAAUCUGCGAGAUCCGCGCGACCAGCAACGUCAGGGACCGCCGUCACGUGGUCAACAGAGACAUCAGCCUCCUAGGCAACCAUCACAACCCAGAGGACCACCACAGCCUUCCACAAGCGGAGGACAAGUCGGGCCUUCUUCUCGGCGAAUUUUGAAAUAG